Molecule: messenger RNA, 2151 nt
Organism: Aspergillus saccharolyticus JOP 1030-1
Lineage: Eukaryota; Fungi; Ascomycota; Eurotiomycetes; Eurotiales; Aspergillaceae
Product: putative C6 transcription factor
Exons: 8
Coding region: 1-2151 (716 amino acids)
Biological process (GO): DNA-templated transcription; regulation of DNA-templated transcription
Molecular function (GO): DNA-binding transcription factor activity, RNA polymerase II-specific; zinc ion binding; DNA binding
Source: RefSeq, a predicted model, not a curated record
AUGGACCAUCUGGAAGCCGAGGGUCCCGAGAGCGAUGGAAAGGAGUCCCUUGGCAGACGUGCAUGUGACCAAUGUCGUCUUCGAAAGAUACGCUGCGACAAGCGAUUACCGUGCUCCAAUUGUCGCAGUUCGCAGAUUGUCUGCCGGUCGACCGGGGCAGGCCAGAAACCUCAAGAACCGCGCAAGCGGGUCUUGAUCUCUAGCCAGUAUGAGAGGAAGAUCGACCUGAUCGAGGAGCGCUUGGGAAGCAUCGAGGACCUCCUCCGCGAACUCAGAUCGAACACUGCUACGACUAGCAGUGUUUCCGAGCCAUAUUACCAUUCCACACCCAUCUCCAGCCGGAUGAGCCCCUCAGUCCCCGGUCACGCCAACGGUCCUGCUCCGGUAGAGGACCCAGAGGCGACUCCAGCCUUCGAGGGCAACUCAUCUCUAGCCGCGCACUCCGCCUACGCGAGCGAGUUCCUAGAGACGGCCGUCUCUCGCAGUGCGCUGCAGGUGUCAUCGCCAACAAUCCAGGCAGCACUCUCGACUCUGAAGCAGAUGGUCAGUAUGCAGAUCCAUCAGGCCCACUCCCCUGCCCGGGAGGUCCGCUUUCCCAAUCAGAAGAGCCUCCUGGGGUCGGGUAUUCGCGACCUGGCAAUGCCGCCCGUGCAGGUCGUUCUGUCACUCCUCCGCCAAUUCAAAGAAAACCCUAGCAUUUUGCAAGGAGUCUGUCCAUUUCUCACAUGCGAGCGACUCAUUGAGAAAUGUCGAGAGGUAUAUUUCGCCACCGAGGAGUUCUCUGAUGCAGCUUUCAUCGUCGUUCACGGAGGUCUUUAUUACGUUAUUGGCGACUGCAUUCCCUCGAUCGCGGACCCCAAGACGCGUAACGAGUACCAGCGAUAUCUGCGGCUCUGUCAAACCAAUAUCGAAACAGCCCUGGCCCAUUUGAGUAUUUGCAUGCCGGCGAGACCGGAAUAUAUUGAGGCCCUUGCGAUAGGGGCUCUCUAUGCGAUCGAAAUGUCAAAGCCGUCGUUUGCGCUGACACUGACUUCUACCGCAUCUCGAUUAUGCCAGACGUUGGGGUAUCAUCGGAUAUCAUCAUCUGAACGCGACAGUGAUACUAUCAGAGGACGCCAAUUGUUCUGGACUAUUUACACUCUUGACAAGGGAAUUUCUUUACGUCUUGGGCGGGCUUCAACCAUACAAGACUACGACAUCACUAUGUUAGGGCCGAAGGACAGCAUGGGGGUAGCGGAGCCCUGGAACAGCAUUUAUCAGAUCUGGGUCAAAUUCGCCACCAUUCAAGGCCAGGUGUAUGAGCGGCUGUACAGUCCCGCGGCUCUAUUGCAGCCGGAGGGUGAGAGAGCCGAUCACGCUCGUCGACUAGCUAAUGAUGUGAAAGAAAAUAUUGACAAAGUAUUCGAUCGAAUCAUGGACACCCAAGAGUUAUCUCAUAUGGAAAGGAUUUAUUACUCGUCGGAUAAGAUCGCCCGAAAGUCGGUCUUGACACUGAUCUACAGGGCUAUUCCUCCAUCUCCAGAUUCGCAGAGCACUUUCGUUAGUGAAUGCAUUGCCACAGCCCGAGAGGCAAUAGAACUUUUGAAGGAGACCAUGAUUGAGGUCAAGGAGCUGACCGAAAAUAUCAAGGCAUCUUAUCUACACUGGACGAUUCUUUACACCCCCUUCGUCCCUUUUGUGGUGCUGUUCUGCCACACAAUAGCGACGUCUUCAUGGGAGGACUUGAAACUUUUGGAAGAGUUUGUGCUUUGCGUUCAGCCAAAUUGUUUUCUCUCAGAAGCCAUUGCUAAGCUGUACCGACUGUGUCAGGUGCUUAGUAACGUCGCGAGGCUGUACAUCGAGGCCAAAGCGCAAGCGCAAGCACGAGAAGAUCAGAACCUCAUGUCCGUGGGUCAGGAGUUCGAUACGUAUCUCAGCGCCCUAGGUCUUGCACCGGCAUCGACGCAAGACGGCGGAGCCGACUGGACGUCGGCGCCCACAGCUGCCGGAGCGGCAGCCGUGCCGGGAGCUAUAAGGUCUGGGAAUGAAGGUCAUUACGCAGAGGGCCCGCUGCCACAGAAUCAGCUGGGGAACUGGUUCUCAGGAAAUCAGCAUAUGAUGGGGCUGUUGGAGGAGGAUCUGUCUGUCUUCGACCCUUCAUGGACCGGAUGA